GUUAUUGUGUGGUUUUUGUGUGUGUCUCAUCUGCCAAUGUUCCUAUUGCAGAAUAAUUCAUCAGACGCCUUGGACCGUCACCAGUUUAGCAGAGCUUCUGUGCAAAUCCCUCCAGCUUCCACUCAUGGGACCAAAGGUCGCAGCAUAGAAUGGCCUCCGUUGGGAGUCCAGAAAGGAGAGAAUGGAGGAACAGAAGCCAAAAAUAAAAUGCUGCAGAUUCAGCACAGUUUCUUCACAGUCACCUCAUCCCCAUAUCCACAGGUUUUGCACUUCUAUGGCUAUGCGCACAGUCUCAUGAUCAAGGAGGAUCUGAUCCGAAAACCUUUACACCGAAAAGAGCAGACCGUCAAGAAACUCGAGGUAUGUCUAUGCAGAAGUAAGUGCAACUCAGCUCAAUGGGACUGACUCCCAGGUGUCCACCUUUCUUGGCGCAGGAUCUGAGAGCUUCCAGAACAUGCAGAAAAUGAUGUGCCCUUGGCCACUGUUUUUUAAGCCUCAAACCAGUAAGGACAAGUCCCGAGAAGAGAAAGAUAUUAACAACAACAUGGAAAAAGCAGCCAAGCAUGGCUGCAGUUUGGCCAAACAGGAUGGAACCCUACUAAAUGGCCUAAGCCAGAAACCGGAUGUGAUCAUACACACUGCGACGGCAAGAGACAACCUUCUCCCGAAUAGAAACAAGCAAAUCUCUGGGUGCCCACGGCAUUUAAAAAUUAAAAACUGGGAAAAUGGAACGGCGCUUCAGGAUGCAUUGCACCAUCAGGCAAAAGAGGUUCUUAGCUGCAGGUCCAGAGUUUGUCAAGGGUCUCUCAUGAACACCUCGGCUUUGGUCAGGGGUCCCCGAAACGAACCGGUCCCCGGAGAUGAAUUAUUGCUCCAAGCAACAGAGUUUAUUAAUCUGUUCUACAGUUCAUCUAAAGGGCUAGAAAUAGACCAUUUCGCACGUCUGGAAGCCGUGGCCAAAGAAAUAGAAACAACAGGAACCUACCAGCUGACAGGGGAGGAACUCAUCUUUGCUGCGAAGCAGGCCUGGAGAAAUGCUCCAAGGUGCAUUGGGAGGAUCCAGUGGUCCAAUUUACAGGUGUUUGAUGCUCGUAGCUGUGCCACUGCCAAGGAAAUGUUUGAGCACCUCUGCCGUCAUUUGGAGUACUCUUCCAAUGGAGGAAACAUCAGGUCAGCCAUCACUGUCUUUCCGCAGAGGACGGACGGGAAACACGACUUCCGAAUCUGGAAUAGCCAACUUAUUCGUUAUGCUGGCUACCAAAUGCCAGACGGUUCCAUUGUGGGAGAUCCAGCCAACGUGGAGCUCACCCAGCUCUGCAUCCAGCUUGGUUGGAAGCCCAAAUGUGGCCGCUUUGAUGUUCUUCCACUCAUCCUCCAGGCCAACGGCCAAGACCCGGAAUUAUUUGAACUGCCGCCGGAGCUCAUUCUCGAAGUGUCGAUGGAGCAUCCCACGUACGAAUGGUUUAAAGAAUUGGACCUGAAGUGGUAUGCAGUUCCGGCUGUCUCUAACAUGCUUCUUGAGGCUGGAGGGUUGGAGUUUACAGCUUGCCCUUUCAACGGCUGGUACAUGGGGACCGAAAUAGGGGUACGAGACUUCUGCGAUGCACAGCGCUACAAUAUCCUCCAGGAUGUGGGGAGAAGGAUGGGCCUGGAAACAAACAAACUCUCCUCGCUGUGGAAAGACAAAGCUGUAAUCGAAGUGAAUGUUGCUGUGCUGCAUAGCUUUCAGAAACAAAACGUCACCAUCAUGGACCACCAUUCUGCCACUGAAUCCUUCAUGAAGUACAUGCAGAAUGAGUACCGGAUUCGAGGGGGGUGUCCAGCCGACUGGGUUUGGCUGGUGCCUCCCAUUUCGGGCAGCAUCACGCCUGUUUUCCACCAAGAGAUGUUGAAUUAUAUCCUCUCUCCUUUCUAUUACUACCAGGUGGAUGCAUGGAAAACACACGUCUGGAAAGAUGAGAGGCGCAAGCCCAGGAAACGGGAGGUCAAGUUUUGCACUUGGGCCAAGGCUGUGAUGUUUACCUCGUCACUGAUGCGCAAAGCCAUGGCCCUCAGGAUCCAAGCGACCAUCCUCUAUGCCACCGAAACAGGGAAGUCGGAAACGCUGGCGCAUAAUCUGGGUGACCUGUUCAACUGCGCCUUCAACCCCAAGCGACCAUCUCUUGCCACGAACAGGGAACUACGCAACAAAUUCAGAUAUGCCGUCUUUGGCUUGGGUUCAAGCAUGUACCCUGAGUUUUGUGCCUUUGCUCGGUCCAUUAACCAACUCACGCAGCUUGGGGCAUCGCCAGUCACCGCAAUUGGUCAAGAGAUAAAACUCAAUGGACAAGAGGAAGCAUCAAGCUGGGCAUUGGCUACCUUCAAGGCUUCCUGUGGUUUUGAUAUCCGGGGAAAGCUGGGGAUCCUGUUGCCAAAAGCUUAUACAUCACUCCAUGACAUCCAUGGAAAAACGUUGUCUGAUGAAGCUCACACUCGGCAGAAUCUGCAACCUCCAAGUCCAGGAAGCCAGUAUCUCCGGAGAUCAUAUUGGGGCUUCCCGGCCAACCCGAAAGCUCUUGUUGACGACAUCAUCUCCCGGAUUGUAGAGCCGCCUAUGACCAAUGAGAUCAAACUGGAGACAUGUAGUGACUGUGGCUACUGGACCAGUGACAAGAAGUUUCCAGCCUGUACCCUCUCCCAAGCUUUGAUGCAUUUCCUGGACGUCACCACUCCUCCGUCCCAACGCUUUCUCCGAACGCUUUCCCAGCUUGCCAAAGACGAGCGAGAGAAAGAGAGGCUGGACCUCUUGUGUCACGAUUUGGAGGAGUACAACAAGUGGAAGUUUUACAAUAGCCCCACCAUCUUGGAAGUCUUGGAGGAGUUCCCCUCCAUCGAGGUCUCGACAUCUUUCUUGCUGUCCCAGCUUCCUUUGCUAAAGCCCAGGUAUUACUCCAUCAGUUCGUCACAGGAUUGGGAGCCCAGAGAGAUCCAUCUAACAGUCGCAAUGGUCACCUACAAGACUCGGGAUGGAAAAGGUCCAGUGCACCAGGGCAUAUGCAGCACAUGGCUGAACACUGUCGGCUUAAAAGAAAUGAUCCCUUGUUUCGUUUGCAGUGCGGACGGGUUUCGACUUCCAAAAGACCCCCAAAAGCCAUGCAUUUUGAUCGGCCCGGGUACAGGAGUCGCUCCGUUUCGAAGCUUCUGGCAACAACGUCUCUAUGACCUGGAAAUAAAAGGGAUCCAAGGGCGGGGAAUGAUACUCUUGUUUGGCUGCCGGCAUGCCAGCCUGGACCACCUCUACAAAGAAGAAAUGGAUGAGAUGCUUCAGAAAGGAAUCUUCCAAGACGUCUACACAGCAUACUCUAGAGAGCCUGGCCGUCCCAAAGUCUAUGUCCAAGAUCUUCUUCAGAAUGAUCUAGGAUCCAAAGUGUACCGACUCUUACACGAGGAAGGAGGUCACCUGUAUGUCUGCGGUGAUGUCCGCAUGGCCAGGGCAGUGGCCAAGACUGUGAAGGAGAUGUUCGCAAAGCACCUCAACUUGACCGAAGAGCAAGCAGAAGACUACUGCUUCCAGCUUAAGCGACGGAAGAGAUACCACGAAGACAUAUUUGGGGCAGUGUUUCCACAUGAGAAUCAAAGAGUCUCCGAAGAAAUAAGACCCAGACAAGAUGCAGGAAACUUGCCGUCUCAAGCCCAGCUAAAAAUUUAGCUGCGUUUUACUACACGUUUUCGCCUUUUUCCACCAUCGUCGGGGACCAAAUUUUGCUUCCUCUCCAAAAUUUGGAGGAGAAUAAGUAGCAUCUGGCUCAUAAAAUCCAGCCCCUUAAAAACACUACCAGUUAUUUUUUAAAGACAACACUACGUUUUGUUUUAUUUAAUUCUAUUUAUUCAGUUUGUUUGU
Messenger RNA from Sceloporus undulatus (fence lizard), 3880 nucleotides. RefSeq names its product nitric oxide synthase, inducible-like. The record is from RefSeq and is a predicted model, not a curated record. Gene Ontology annotation, molecular function: heme binding; calmodulin binding; FMN binding. Lineage: Eukaryota; Metazoa; Chordata; Lepidosauria; Squamata; Phrynosomatidae. Gene Ontology annotation, biological process: nitric oxide biosynthetic process.